UACCCGACGCUUGACCGAUGUUGGUCAAAUCAAUGUCCAUUCUUCUCAGACCACGUUCAUGUAUCGGUCACUCUUGGAUACCUCUAACAUUUCACCUGGUCAAGGUGUUUAUUGGUCAAGUGUCCAUUGAGACGAAGAGAAACAAUCAUUCCAAACAUAAUCUUAGUUUGUAAAGGUUAUGCUUUCUUCAUGUUCUCACCUCAUGCAUAUCCAGUUGGACGUUCAUACUGAUUUUAUUCAAUUUUGAUACUAAUUUGUGAUACAAACCAAUUUAAGAUCAGAGCAGCUUCAUCGGCCAAUACUUGGAAUAAAGCUUACGAAAGGAUAACAUCGAAAGGGACUAUUAUUUAGGAUAUACAUUCAAAGAGGUAGAACAAGAUGGGGUGCGGUACAAGCAAGGACCUGGCGGUCACAGAAAACUCAAAUGGAACCGCUUAUCGCCCAGCAAACAAAGACAUAAAUAGCAAGGACGAAAAGAACGUUGAUCACAAGGAAACAGCUACAUCGUCUAAACCAAAAGAGGUCAAGAAAAAACCAAAAGCCAAGAAGAAGUUGAAUGAGCUCAAUGUAAGAGGAUAUGAAAAAAGGGCAGCUCCCGCACCCGUAGUAGCAGAAAAAUCACAACCAGAACAUGAAAGUAAAGAAGCAGAAACAACUCAAGAGGUAAAGAAAGAAGAGCCAGCACCAAAAGUAGAAGAGUCAGUACCUGCACCGGAGCCGGCAAAAUCCCCUGCAGAGGCACCGACAACAGAGGCGACACCAAUAGAAACAAAAACAGCACCUACAGUAGAACAGGCACCAACAGAGCAAGGGGCGGAAGAAACUACCAAGCAAGCACCGCCAGCUGAAGAAACUCUUACAGCAACCGAAAAGACACCCGCUGCUCCCGAAGAGAAACCCGCUACCACCGAAGAGCCAGUAGCUACCGCAGAGAAAACAGCUGUCACUGAGGAAAAGCCAGCAGCUUCUGAUGAGACGCCAGCAGCCACUGAAGAGAAGACAUCAGCCUCUGAUGAGACGCCUGCAACCACUGAAGACAAGCCAUCAGCGGCCGAAGAGAAGCCAGCUGCCACCGAAGAAACACCAGCAGCCACUGAAGAGAAGCCAGCAGCCUCCGAUGAGACACCAGCAGCCACUGAAGACAAGCCAGCAGCCACUGAAGAGAAGCCAGCUGUCACCGAAGAAAUACCAGCAGCCACUGAAGAGAAGCCAGUAGCCUCCGAUGAGACACCAGCAGCCACUGAAGUCAAGCCAGCAGCCACUGAAGAGAAGCCAGCUGUCACCGAAGAAACACCAGCAGCCACUGAAGAGAAGCCAGUAGCCUCCGAUGAGACACCAGCAGCCACUGAAGACAAGCCAGCAGCCACUGAAGAGAAGCCAGCAGCCUCCAAUGAGACACCAGCAGCCACUGAAGAGAAGCCAGCUGCCACCGACGAAACGCCAGCAGCCUCCAAUGAGACGCCAGCAGCCACUGAAGAGAAGCCAGCUGCCACCGACGAAACGCCAGCAGCCACUGAAGAGAAGCCAGCAUCCUCCGAUGAGACACCAGCAGCCACUGAAGAGAAGCCAUCAACCGCCGAUGAGAAGCCAGCAGCCGACGAAGAGAAGCCAGCUGCCACCGAAGAUAAACCUCCUGCUGGCGAAGAUUCACCAGAUGGCGCUAAAGAUUCACCAGCAUCCACCGAAGAUACACCAGAAUCUCCCGAAGAUAAACCUACCACCGCAGAAGAUAAACCAGCAACCACCGACGUGAAAGCAGCAGCCAUCGAAGAAACGCAAGCAGUAACUGAAGAGAAGCCAUCGGCGGCCGAAGAGAAGCCAUCAGCGACCGAAGAGAAGCCAGUUGCCUCCAACGAAACGCCAGCAGCCACUGAAGAGAAGCCAUCGACCGCUGAUGAGAAGGCAGCAGCCAUUGAUGAUAAGCCAGCAGCGGCCGAAGAGACGCCAGCAGCCGCCGAAGAGACGCCAGCAGCCGCAGAAGAGAAACCUACUGACACGGAAGAUACACCCACUGUCAAAGAAAGCGCACCAUCAACCGUCGAAGAUACACCUCCUGCUGGCGAAGAUACAUCAGAUGGCGCCAAAGAUUCACCAGCAACCGCAGAAGAUACUCCAACAACUACCGAAGAUGCACCAGCAACCGCUGAAGAAAAACCAGCAACUACCGAAGAUAAGCCAGGAACCACCGAAGAUAAGCCAGUAGCAACCGAAGAUACACCAGCAACUACAGAAGAUAAGCCAGCAACCGCUGAAGAAAAACCAGCAACUACCGAAGAUAAGCCAGAAACCACCGAAGAUAAGCCAGUAGCAACCGAAGAUACACCAGCAACUACAGAAGAUAAGCCAGCAGCUACCGAAGAUAAACCAGCAGCCACCGAAGAUAAAUCAGCAGCCACCGAAGAUACACCAGCAACCACCGAAGAUAAGCCAGCAACCACCGAAGAUGCACCAGCAACCACCGAAGAUGCACCAGCAACCACCGAAGAUAAGCCAGCAGCCACCGAAGAUAAGCCAGCAGCCACCGAAGAUAAGCCACCAACCACCGAAGAUAAGCCAGCAACCACCGAAGGAGCUCCUGUUACAAAGGAAGAAACACCAGCCUCCGCAGAAGCUCCAAACUCCGAGGAAAAAACAGCGACCGAAGAAACACCCGGCACCGAACAAGCACCGGUCGCCGAAGAAGCACCUGCCUCAACAGAAACACCCGCAAUCGACGAAACACCUCCCGCCACAGAAACACCAUCUGCUUAAGUAUCAAAGCAUGUGGCAGAGGAGAGUGAUGCGCCAACAUCUAAAGAGGA
Molecule: messenger RNA, 2801 nt
Organism: Strongylocentrotus purpuratus (purple sea urchin)
Lineage: Eukaryota; Metazoa; Echinodermata; Echinoidea; Camarodonta; Strongylocentrotidae
Product: cell surface glycoprotein 1
Exons: 3
Coding region: 379-2751 (790 amino acids)
Source: RefSeq, a predicted model, not a curated record